Messenger RNA from Myxocyprinus asiaticus (Chinese sucker), 4539 nucleotides. RefSeq names its product phospholipid phosphatase 2-like. The coding region runs from base 276 to 1139 and encodes 287 amino acids. Lineage: Eukaryota; Metazoa; Chordata; Actinopteri; Cypriniformes; Catostomidae. Gene Ontology annotation, biological process: signal transduction; phospholipid dephosphorylation; phospholipid metabolic process. The transcript has 6 exons. Gene Ontology annotation, molecular function: phosphatidate phosphatase activity. The record is from RefSeq and is a predicted model, not a curated record.
UACUAAUGUUCGUGCUUCCCGCUGCAGUGUUUAGUUUUCACGCGUCUCAUUAACUCGCGGGAAACCGGCGCUGUCAGAGAGUCCGUGGCGCGAAAUGAUCUGAGCGCAGCACCCGUAAAAAAAAAAAAAAAACAGAGCAAGGACUUGUUUCACUAUCAGUGCACCUUUACCACAGGUAACACAGGACAUCCGGAAGAACAAGCAGAUCAGGUUACACUCCAGCCGAGAUUUUACACGAGCCACUACAAUCUGCCAUAAACUUCCAGAUUACAGCCAUGACAGAGCUGAAGAAGAACAAGCUAUUUAUUGUGCUGAUGGAUAUCCUUUGUGUGCUCGUGGUGGCGAUGCCGUUCAUCAUCAUGACCAUCAUUUUCCGGCCGUACCAGCGUGGAAUUUACUGUAACGACGAAACCAUCCGUUACCCCUACAGACCCGACACCAUCUCUCAUAAAAUGAUGGCUGCCAUCACCAUAUGCUGCUCUGUCAUUAUCAUCACUUCAGGAGAGGCGUACCUGGUCUACACCAAACGUCUCUACUCCAAUUCAGACUUUAACCAGUAUGCUGCAGCGCUUUACAAAGUCGUUGGGGCGUUUUUGUUUGGCGCGUGUGUGAGCCAGUCUCUGACCGAUAUGGCGAAGUACACCAUCGGACGCUUGCGGCCCAACUUCAUGGCCGUGUGCGCUCCGGAAGUCUGUAACGGUUACAUGCUGACGAUAAACUGCACGGGAAACCCUCGCAACGUGACUGAGUCCAGGCUGUCGUUUUACUCCGGUCACUCGUCCUUUGGGAUGUACUGCAUGUUGUUUCUGGCGCUUUAUGUCCAGGCACGAAUGGCAUCCAAGUGGGCCCGCCUCCUCCGGCCCACCAUUCAGUUCUUCCUGAUGGCUUUUGCCAUUUACGUGGGCUACACACGCGUGUCUGACUACAAACACCACUGGAGUGAUGUCAUCGUGGGUCUUCUGCAAGGAGCGCUGAUUGCUAUCCUCACUGUGCGAUACAUUUCCGACUUCUUCAAAGAGCGUCCCCCUCGCUGCCAGGAUGUUGAAAAUGCAGAAAACGAAGACAUGGAGCGCAAACCCAGCAUUCAGAUCACAGACGCAGACAGAAACAACCAUUACACUUACAGCAGGCCUGUAUGAGCCUGACAUUUGACCUUUGACCCAGUGUGACCGCUCUCACACACAGAACCACUGGAUGCUGCAUCCUCGACACCACAUCUCGUACCGAUAGCCAAACACACCGCUGCUGCCCUCACCUACACUGGCAUCAUCUAUACUCUCUUCCACAGGACAGAAUGCACAGACUAACACUGAAAAUUUUAUACUACUCUAUAGAUGGCUGACCAUGUUUAUAACAUUUUAUGCAUACUCAUAUAUGCCGCGUGCAUAGAUCGAAUCUAAUGAACAAUGAAAGACUUUGUUUUAUGAUAGCACCAAGACACUUCCCUCAAAGGGAACUGGUUGUUUCCAUGGCAACCUCAAAACCAUCGUUUGACAUUUACUGACUGGCCGAACUUCUGCUGUUCGAAAUUUUUUCAACAUGGAGAAAAAAGGGCUUUUCUUAGUUGUCAGAAGACAAGGGUUGGUUGGUCCCCUGAUUGUUAAAAAAAAAAAAAAAAAUCCAGAAGUUUGAACACUGAAAUUGUGCCAAAAAAAAGUCUUACAUUGUCAAAGAGAUAUUUUACCUACGUUUUAUAUACGUUUUUAAAAACUGAAUUACAGUGACUUUAAAAUCUGUUUUUAUAAAGAUAUAAUGUUAUUAUCCUGUGGCGGUAGGUUUAGAGAAUUUCUAACAUUUUAUAACCAUAAACUAAUUAUAUCUACAUACAUCUGCAAGCAUUUGUAUACAAACUGCAUAGCAUGACUUGUUUUUUUUUUUUCAGUACUAUAAUUUGAUGGGAUUUUUUGAUUUUUAUUUGCUAACAUCUUAAAGGUACUGUAAGCGAUUUUUUUCAUGGAAAGGUAUGCAAAAAAUUGUCCUACUCCCUGAAAGAUAUUAAUGAAAUAAGUAAGUGUCGUGAGAUAUCUCACUGGUCUUUGUGACAGCUCUAGAUUCUAUAAACAGCAAACAAAAAAUUUUCUGCGGGCUGCGGUCUCUGACGCUUUCGACCUGUCAAUAAUUUUGUGCAUUCUCAUAGUAUUGUAGUUGCAGCAAAUAAUUGAGGCUUAAUGCCAUUUUUAUUCCAUGUUGCUCAUAACAGUUGUCAGUUGAGGGCGCUAUUUUACUGCUGUUGUUUUUAACAACCGUUUCUGCACAAUGUCAGUCUCAAUAAAGCUAAUUUAUUAUCUUUGGAGUGCGGGAUUUGGAAAGAGGGGCGUGACUAAUUCAAUGGCUCAGUCUGGUGGAAGUAGAAUGGCUAAAAUCGCUUACAGCACCUUUAACUCCAUGUCCACGCUGCAAGCUUGGGAUGCCAUUCUAGUUUUGUUGCGUCGCUCGCUCUCAAUUUAAACAUGGUGUAAUGAUUGUAAUGAGUAGCACUAGCUAACCAGCGCACAUGUAUUUAAGUCCUGUGCGUCACAGGUUUCUGUAAAACUCUAGAAAAUUUGUAUAACUAAAAAGUAAAAAAAGCUGCUCGUUGCAUUAUAAUCACAACAAUCACAACAAUUUCCAUUUUUCUCCUGAAAGCGGAAGUGUUUUAUGCUUAAUAACAGAAGCCAGUUUUCGAUGUCCGGUCUCCAGUGGUUUAAUUUGCAUCUAUGUAUUUUAAAGCGGAUAAUGUGAUGUUUAGCGUAUUAAAGUUGUAAAGAUUAAAAGAUCAUGUGACUCCAUUUAGUGCCGAUACUUAACAAAGUCACGAUGACUCAUUACCUACUAACUACUUUGAGCUGUUAUUGACAGCCAACAACUGCAUAAGUUGAAUCUGAACUCAGUUUUACUCCAAUUAAAAUAGCUGUUGUGGGCCGGGGGCCAAGCUCGUGAUUGGGUGGGCCAGGCCCCGUCUGGCCCCAUGUGGAGCCAGACCUGCAAUCAGAUUUGAUUCCGUUCUUAUAUCUUCAUAUCACAUCUUUGUAUAAUGUCACACAGUGGCUUUAUUGCAAUAAUUCCCAUAUUUCUACUUUGCACUAAAAGUAUCUGUGCCUUUAAAAACUACACAGUGUCUGCCUUGAUGUGCUCGGCAUUUUUCCUCUUAUCAAAAAGGAGGACAAUCCAAAAGCAUGCAUGGAUGCACAUUUUAGAAAUCCACCGACAACAGUAUACUCUCCAGGCAUUUUUAGCAUACUAUAUUCAUAGUUCAACUCCAAUCCUUGCACACUAUUUAGGGUGAAUAUCAUGCAAACUGAGUUUAAGCCUGUUUAAAAUAAGUCUAUUUUUAUCUUACUUCACCUGUUCUAUUGUUCAUGAGAAAUGGUGUCCUAAUUUUUAUUGACAAUAUUCACUUAUAUCCUGCACAACACAGAUUUGCUGCCUACUGCGAGUUGCUAAUGCUGCAAGACAUUUUUAUGGACUUUAUUCACAGAAUAUGAAUAAUUUCUCUCUAUGUGGAACAUAGACUCUCUUUGACUCGGGUGUAGUUGCAGAAAACCAGACGGCCUUAAAAUAAAUCGGCCCCCAUCGCUGGGCUGAUCUUAUAUACUGGAUUUACACAUUGAAUGUGAAUAAGAUCAUGGCGUAUUUGUACACUUUUGCUCGUAUUUCCAAAUGUCACUACCAUUUUGUUCAACAUAACUGAGCCAUGUUAUUGAUUAUUAUUAUGUUGUUCUGUGCCAUGCAAGUGAGUUGUUGACAUGUCCUGUGGUGUGACACUAUACUCAAUCUAAAACUAUUUUAAACAGCAUUUUGCUAAAUCUUUUAUAAUUAUUAUGCAUGCAGCUUUUAUGACCUCAUUAACUGAGACUUCGUGGAAUAUUUGCACUUUUAACAAUGUAUUUGUGACACUGCAAGAGCAUUUAAAAUGAACUAGUGAAGUCAAAAGAUGAUUUUAAAUGGUGACCAGUCACAGCACCUAAAAUAUACAUUUUCCCUUUAUAGAUAAUAUAACAAUUUUAAUCUAAAAUAUUGAUUUUAUGCUGUUAUGCAUCAACUACCCUACAUUAAGGAUAUAACACCAAAUUCUGUCUAAUAAAUGUUUACUACUGAAUCGAAAAACCAACUUUAAACAAACUAAUGCAUAUUUUAACAAGUGAAUUAAAAAUGAACAGAUUACAGGAUUUAUUUCAAGACCAAAGCUUCCCAAAUUUGAGUUUCACAGAAACAUUCACAUUGACAGAAAAUUCUGUUGCCUGAUAUUUAUUGUAUGCAAUUAAAUUGAAGCUACUGAACCAUAUUUUUUUUCUUAAAAAGGAAUAAAUAAUUCUGCACCACUUGUGAAGCCUAGAGCUCUCAUAUAUAUAUAUAUAUAUAUAUACUGUAUAUAUAUAUAUAAUCUGCUUUAAUCAGUGAUUAUUUAAUCCAAUUAUUUUCACAUGACUGGCAUCAGUGACUUUUAUUGUGUGUACAGCUUAUGAAUGUUGCACAUAUAAUUUUGUUUUCUAGGUAUAUUUUGUAUUUGUUGGUUAUACCUACCAUGUUAAUAAAUAAAUAAAAAAAGCAUCUUUGUUC